AUUUUUCCAAUCAGCCCUGAUUUGAAGAGGGAGUGGUUACAGAAUUCAUUGGACAACACCUAUUUCGUUUUUCUGGCAAAUCCAGCUGGCUAGUACAGCCAACAGAAACGCCCUGCUCAGACUUUCCAACACAACACUAGAACUCUUCUAAGCUGUGUGUCAGUCCGCUGUGUAUCAGUCAGCUGCAGGGAUGGCGCACCAGGAGCAGAGCACAGCCACUUUCCCCGAGCACAUCCGCAAGAAACGGAACGGUGAACAGCUGAGCGCUGGGGAGAUCCGAGACUUCGUACAGGGUGUCAAGGACAAGACCAUCCAAGAGAGUCAGAUUGGAGCCAUGCUGAUGGCAAUCUGGCUGCAGGGAAUGGUAGCGGAGGAGACUCACGCACUGACGAAGGAGAUGAUGCUGUCAGGGGAAGUGAUGUCAUGGCCGGCAGAGUGGGCGGGGCUAAUGGUGGAUAAACACUCGACGGGUGGAGUGGGGGACAAGAUCAGCCUGGUGCUGGCUCCUGCUCUGGCUGCCUGCGGCUGUAAGGUACCCAUGAUAAGUGGCAGAGGUCUGGCGCACACAGGCGGCACGCUGGACAAACUGGAGUCCAUCCCUGGUUAUAACGUCUAUCAGUCAGUACAACAGCUGCAUCGAAUCCUGGAGGAGGUUGGCUGUUGCAUUGUAGGACAGACAGAUAACCUGGUGCCUGCUGACAAGGUCAUGUACGCUCUGAGAGACGUUACGUCUACAGUCGACAGCCUCCCACUCAUCACAGGCUCUAUCAUCUCUAAGAAGGGUGCUGAGUCUCUGAAUGCGUUGGUUCUGGAUGUGAAGUUUGGGAAUGCAGCUCUCUACAAAGACCUGGGCAGUGCCAAGUCACUGGCCCAGUCCAUGGUGACAGUUGGGAACAGUUUGGGGAUCCGUACGGGGGCGGUGCUUAGUCGUAUGAACUGUCCUAUUGGUCGCUGUGUGGGGAACACUCUGGAAGUGAUGGAGUCCCUGGAGUGUCUAAAGGGGAGGGGCCCCGACGACAUACUGGAGCUGGUCACAAGUCUGGGUGGGCUGCUGUUGUGGAUGAUUGGCCGUGCAGGGAGCCUGGAGGAGGGUAAAAAGGUGAUCUCUAAAACCCUGCAGAAUGGUGCAGCCCUGGAAAAGUUCCAGAACAUGAUGAUUGGUCAGGGAGUAACCAGUCAGAUCGCUGCAUCACUCUGUUCAACCAACGCAGACUACUACAGCAUCCUGAGAAGGGCACACUACCAGACAGAACUGGAGACAGAGGGCCACGGGACAGUGCUGGACAUAGACGGCAUGGUCAUUGCUCAGGUGCUGCACAGGUUGGGAGCGGGACGUUCGAAGGCCGGAGACCCUGUCAAUCACAGCGUGGGGGCGGAGCUUCUGGUGUCUUUGGGACAGAAGGUGGAGAAAGGGCAGCCAUGGCUGCGUGUCCACUACGAGACUCCGGCGCUGAGUGCAGAGCAGAGACUCAGUCUACAAGGGGCGCUGACACUGGGGACCGCCGACCAGCUACACACACAGCCACUAGUGGCAGAAAUCAUACUGCCAUAGUGACACAAAUCCACUCUAUGUUAAAGCUUGAUUGGGAGAUGACCUGCCUUUGGGAAUCUCAGUGUUUAAUUUUUAAAGGAUGUAUAGAUCAGAACUAAAGGCCUGUGUCUCCUGCUCUUCACUCUCAAAGUCCUCUCUGAACCACCCAUAUAAAGUCACAUGAUUCUGUGGAGACUGAAUAGAUGUUAACCGUUUCCAGGAACUGUAUGAGGGAAUUUUCUGUUAUUAACCUUACUAAUGCUUGUGUACUAAAAUAUCCUUCUUUAAGCCUCGGCAUUGGGCCUGAGAUGGUUAAAGAAACUAACUCAUAUAAGAUAUAAAAGUGUGUGUGUGCACAUUAAUAGAGGCCCGUUCUAACUCGUCUGGGUGUGUAGAAUGACCCCAUGAUGUCUGGGAGAUCAGCCAAGACUUGACAGAAACUGACUGGUUCCUCUUCAGUUAACUGGAGACAGAGUAAAUGUUACAUCCUGCACACCAAUGAUUAGGCUAUUGAUGAUUGAGCUAUUGUUCUGUCUGGAGCCUGUUUCUGGGCCAAAGAUUCAUGUUUUGUGUGUGUGUGUGUGUGACCAGUAGGGCCAUACAUCAUCUGGGCCGACAGUCAAAGGCGCUAGCUUGCCCAACUUGGGGAACCAUUGAGUUACUCAAAUCUAAUCACAGUUUAUUUGUCACAUGCGCUGAAUACAGCAGGAAUACCUUACAGUGAAAUGCUUACUUACAGGCUCUAACCAAUAGUGCAAAAAAUGUAUUAGGUGAACAAUAGGUAAGUAAAGAAAUAAAAACAACAGUAAAAAGACAGUGAAAAACAACUGCGAGCAACUGCCGUACCAGGCAGUGAUGCAACCAGUCAGGAUGCUCUCGAUGUUGCAGCUGUAGAACCUUUUGUGGAUCUCAGGACCCAUGCCAAAUCAUUUUAGUUUCCUGAGUGGGAAUAGGCUUUGUCGUGCCCUCUUCCCGACUGUCUUGGUGUGUUUGGACCAUUCUAGUUUGUUGGUGAUGUGGACACCAAGGAACUUGAAGCUCUCAACCUGCUCCACUACAGCCCCGUCAAUGAGAAUGGGGGAGUGCUCGGUCCUCAUUUUCCUGUAGUCCACAAUCAUCUCCUUAGUCUUGGUUACGUUGAGGGAUAGGUUGUUAUUCUGGCACCAUCCGGUCAGGUCUCUGAUCUCCUCCCUAUAGGCUGUCUCGUCGUUGUCGGUGAUCAGGCCUACCACUGUUGUGUCCUCUGCAAACGCAAUGAUGGUGUUGGAGUUGUGCCUGGCCAUGCAGUCGUGGGUGAACAGGGAGUACAGGAGGGGACUGAGCACGCACCCCUGGGGGGCUGUUGGGACAUGUUGAAAAUGUCAGUGAAGCCACCUGCCAGUUUGUCAGCACAUGCCCGGAGCACACGUCCUGGUCCUGGUAAUCAGUCUGGCCCCGCAGCCUUGUGAAUGUUGACCUGUUUAAAGGUCUUACUCGCGUCGGCUACGGAGAGCGUGAUCACACAGUCAUCCGGAACAGCUGAUGCUCUCAUGCAUGCCUCAGUGUUGUUUGCCCUCGAAGCGAGCAUAGAAGUGAUUUAGCUCGUCUGGUAGGCUCGUGUCACUGGGCAGCUCGCGGCUUUGCUUCCCUAUGUAGUCUGUAAUAGUUUGCAAGCCCUGCCACAUAAGACUAGCAUCGGAGCCGGUGUAGUAUGAUUCAAUCUUAGCCCUGUAUUGACACUUUGCCUGUUUGAUGGUUUGUCGCAGGGCAUAGCAGGAUUUCUUAUAAGCUUCUGGGUUAGAGUCCCGCUCCUUGAAUGCGGCAGCUCUACCCUUUAGCUCAGUGUGAAUAUUGCCUACAAUCCAUGGCUUCUGGUUGGGGUUUGUAUGUACAGUCACUGUGGGGACGAUGUCCUCGAUCCCCUUAUUGAUAAAGCCAGUGACUGAUGUGGUGUACUCCUCAAUGCCAUCGGAAGAAUCCCGGAACAUAUUCCAGUCUGCUAGCAAAACAGUCCUGUAGUUUAGCAUCUGCUUCAUCUGACCACUUUUUUAUAGACCGAGUCACUGGUGCUUCCUGCUUUAAUUUUUGCUUGUAAGCAGGAAUCAGGAGGAUAGAGUUGUGGUCGGAAGCAUGUCAGGCGUAACUUCCUGACUGUUAUCCAGAAACACACACAGUAAGCCAAGACAAAUGUUGAUUGACAGCUGACUGUGUUUUAUCAGUUUCACUGACAGUUUCAUUAGUGUGUGUGUGGGGAUUUUCCUUUUUGGUUUGUCUCAGCAUGAACUCAACAGAUUCUUCCAAAACAACAAUGAUAGUGCUUUCCACGUUGCUUCUAAAUAUGAUUACACAUGUCCACACAUCUCUAUUACAAUAUAAAUAUAAGAACAAAAUGUUUGGCCCAUAUGGCCCUAACAACCUAGUAACUUAAAUAUUAUAUAAACAUUUGGUGGCACAGAAAGAAAGGAGAUAUUACUGCACUGUUGGAGCUGGGAAAACAAGUAUUUCACUACUCACUCACAUACACAUAUCUGCAUGUGACCAAUAAAAUGUAGUUUGAUUUGAUUUGUGAAGGAUAUCAUAAAGGCCCAAUGUAGGCUACAUCUUAAUCAAUAUAAAAAUGUAUUGAAAAUGAAAUACAUAAAUCAAAUUUACAUAAGUA
This is a messenger RNA of Salvelinus fontinalis (brook trout), 4169 nucleotides long. Its product is annotated as thymidine phosphorylase-like. The record is from RefSeq and is a predicted model, not a curated record. Gene Ontology annotation, cellular component: cytosol. The transcript has 11 exons. Gene Ontology annotation, biological process: pyrimidine nucleoside metabolic process; pyrimidine nucleobase metabolic process. Lineage: Eukaryota; Metazoa; Chordata; Actinopteri; Salmoniformes; Salmonidae. Bases 191 to 1552 code for a protein of 453 amino acids. Gene Ontology annotation, molecular function: 1,4-alpha-oligoglucan phosphorylase activity; pyrimidine-nucleoside phosphorylase activity.